Molecule: messenger RNA, 739 nt
Organism: Cotesia glomerata
Lineage: Eukaryota; Metazoa; Arthropoda; Insecta; Hymenoptera; Braconidae
Product: putative peptidyl-prolyl cis-trans isomerase dodo
Exons: 3
Coding region: 209-691 (160 amino acids)
Cellular component (GO): nucleus; cytosol
Molecular function (GO): protein binding; peptidyl-prolyl cis-trans isomerase activity
Source: RefSeq, a predicted model, not a curated record
CGGUAUGACAUAUUUUUAGUCACAGUGUUGUAAAGAGUAUUCGAGUUAAGUAUUGAUUACUUUUAAAACAAAUUUGACAUUAAUAAUUUGAUUUUUAUCAUUAUACUGUUCGUUAUGUUUACUAUUUAAAAUAAAAUCAAACAAAUAGUGAACUCUAAUAAAUAAUCGAAUUUAAAAUAUUAACGGUUAAUAAAAUUAAUUGUAAAAAAUGUCGAACGAAGAAUUGCCAAAAGGAUGGGAAAAGCGAUUGAGCAGAUCUACCGGUCAGCAUUAUUAUUUAAAUGUUUAUACAAAAGAAAGUCAAUGGGACGUUCCAACUAAACCAGCACAGCCUUGCGACAAUGGUGAUGAACCCGAAGAGGUUCAGUGUUCUCAUAUUCUUGUAAAACAUGCUAAUUCAAGGCGGCCGUCUUCCUGGAGAGAAACAAAUAUUACAAGAUCCAAGGAGGAAGCUAUUGAUUUAAUUAAAUCAUACAGAGAACAAAUAGUGUCUGGAAAAGCAACAUUUAGUGAAUUAGCAUCAAAAUACAGCGACUGCAGUUCUGCAAAACGUGGUGGCGACUUGGGUCCAUUUGGACGUGGAGCUAUGCAGAAACCAUUUGAACAAGCGGCUUUUGCAUUAAAAGUUGGCGAAUUAUCUACUCCAGUUGAUACAGAUAGUGGUAUACAUCUAAUUGAAAGAAUCGCUUAAGGUUCAAUAAUUAACAAUUUUUUUUUAUUAUUAUUACUAAUAUUUAAA